AUGAUUGGCGACGACCCGUACACACUUGGUCUUUUCGACACUGCCGGUCAGGAGGAUUACGACCGUCUGCGCCCGCUAUCGUAUCCGCAGACGGACGUCUUCCUCGUCUGCUUCAGCGUAACCUCGCCAGCGUCGUUCGAGAACGUCAAGGAGAAGUGGUUCCCUGAAGUUCGGCACCACUGCCCGGGUGUGCCCUGCCUCAUCGUCGGCACGCAGAUCGAUUUGCGCGACGACCCGCAGGUGAUCGAGAAGCUCACGAGGCAGAAGCAGCGCCCGAUCCUUUCGGAGCAGGGUGAGCGUCUCGCACGCGAGCUCGGCGCCGUAAAGUACGUCGAGUGCUCGGCGCUUACCCAGAAGGGUCUCAAGAAUGUUUUCGAUGAGGCAAUCGUCGCUGCACUGGAGCCGCCCGUGGUGAAGAAGAAACGAAACUGCGUCAUCGUCUGA
Molecule: messenger RNA, 444 nt
Organism: Peniophora sp. CBMAI 1063
Lineage: Eukaryota; Fungi; Basidiomycota; Agaricomycetes; Russulales; Peniophoraceae
Source: the annotation of a GenBank genome assembly